GCAACAGCAACAGCAACAGCAACAAUGCGACUUUUCACUCACUUCAAGACGCUCUCAGAGGCAGUGCACCGCCGUCCAUCACAGAACAAUAAAUCCCGAUCAAGGAAAAACCAAGACCAGCCACUCAGCAACAUCACACACCAGGAAUUCACUAUCCUCACGCCUUCGAAUGGAAAUAUUGCUCGACGGCGGUCCACCAAGAGUGCAACAACGACCACCACAAUACACGAAGAAAAGUGUCCUCUGGUCCAAGCAGAUUAUGUCGACUUGACGCCUGAUGCCUGCCCUCCUACCUCAGCCUUCACAUUCACCAUGAAGGCCCCGAACCAGCAUAAUCCCUACUUUCCUUUGCCCGAUGCCCCCCAAGAAAAGCGAAAGCGAAAGCGAGAGCUCGAUUCCAUCGAUGGUCUCGUCAAGAGGGUCAAAUCCGUCAAAGUCACUGUCAACACCAAAAUGCUCAUCGAUCUAUUCGAUGAGCGUGAAAACGACCUGCGACGAUAUCAGUUGAGGAACCCGGCACUGGAGUCCCAACCGCUCCAAAGCGAUUUGGGAGUCGCCACUUCGGCAGAAGCUAUGCAGCGAUAUAAUGCUGUGAUGCAAUCCCGCAAGGCAUCGCUUGCGUUUGGAACAUUUUGAGCGCAUGAAGAUUUUUUUGAUUUUUCAUCAUAUGGAAAAAGCGAGCGAGCACACAUUUUCUUUACUCAAGCGAUGAGAGACCAGGAUACCCCAAACCAAGACUGAUUAAGCGAAAGAAGCGGAGAUGCCGAGAGAGAGAGAGAGAGAGAGAGAGACUGAGACUGAGACUAUUGUAUCUGGGCAGCUGGAAAUCAUGCCCGACCACGGGACGGCUGCCUGCUGCUGCGUCUGGACAAUGCAAUGAUGUCUUAUUCGUCGUGUCCGGCACAUUUUUUCCUUUGUUCUUCGCAAACGCCACUUCUUAUCCAUUCGCAGCAGUGGUUCCAGAACAUUGACAAUUUGAGCGGUCUUUGUGUUCCAGACAUGCCGUUCUCUUUGAUAGAAACCUAGCAGCUUCAGAGACACAUUCUUUUCUUCUACUUCUCCGCGUGGAAAUCGCGUGGCGGCGAAUGUGAACAGAUAGCGAGAAACAAAUC
Molecule: messenger RNA, 1112 nt
Organism: Sphaerulina musiva SO2202
Lineage: Eukaryota; Fungi; Ascomycota; Dothideomycetes; Mycosphaerellales; Mycosphaerellaceae
Exons: 1
Coding region: 25-636 (203 amino acids)
Source: RefSeq, a predicted model, not a curated record